UCUCGGCAGUCGACGAAGAGUUUUGGGUGCACACGUAGGUAGAUCCUGCUGCUUCCCACCCAGUUGAAACGGUACACGUGCUUUGAAAACUGUUCUGCCACAUUUAUGGAAUUAUCUGAGUGUUUGGUUUCAUGUGUUCUGUGCGACCGAAAGGGAUAAUGUGAGUGCUGUGGCGGGUUUUCCUCUGGAUUAUUUCCAUUCAAGUAUAUAGAAGUAAAUAUCGAAGUAGGGUAUGAGCGAAUACGAACGUAUACGAAGGGCAUGUCUGAAACGCGGCGAACUUUGGGAAGAUCCCGACUUUCCUGCGACUCAAGCCUCAGUAUUUUACCACCAGACGCCGCCAUUUCAAUUCACGUGGAAGAGACCAAAAGACUUAUGUGCUAGACCAGGAUUUGUGCAAGAUGGACCAGCGCAGUUCGAUAUUAGCCCUGGAAAGAUGGGAGAUAGGUGGCUGGUGUCCUGCCUCGGCGUUUUGUACCUGAACAAAGGGCUGUUCUACAGGGUGGUGCCCGCGGAUCAGUCCUUUAAUGGAGAACAAUACUCGGGAGUCUUUCGGUUCCGGUUAUGGUGGUGUGGCGAGUGGACGGAGGUCCUUGUGGAUGAUCGGCUGCCAACCGUACACGGAAGAUUAGCCUUCCUUCAGUCGCAACACUCCGACCACUUCUGGCCCGGUUUAUUGGAAAAGGCUUAUGCAAAAUUACAUGGAUCUUACGAGGCCUUGAAAUAUGGUUCGAUGCUUGACGGCUUAGCUGACUUAACUGGAGGAAUCACAGAAAGUAUUCCAAUCAGGCAAGAUGCGACUUCAUGUGCCAGACUCUUACACAAACUCUUAGAUAUGACUUCGAUAAUCACCUGUUCGGUACAACCCCCGAAUCAGGUCAGAUCUCACACGGAGAAGCUAACAAAUGGCGUGCAAAUAGGCAUAAAUUAUCGGAUAUAUUCGAUAGAAAGAAUUGAAUCGUUCAACGGCGAGGCAAUCCAAUUAAUUAAAAUAAGAAACCCCCUGGGGCAGUCUUCUGAGUAUACGGGGUCCUGGUCGGUAGAUUCCCAAGAGUGGUCAGAGACGCCACCUCACGAAUUGGAAAGAAUUCAGGGGAAACUUCAGGAGGGCGAGUUCUGGAUGCCCUACUCCGAUUUCGUGCAAACCUUCACUCAUUUAGAAGUGGUCCACUUGGACAAUGAUACUAGCAGGGACGAACCCAGUUUGCACCAUAAAAGCACGUGGCAAAUGAGACUGUACCAGGGGAACUGGCAAAAGGGGGUGUCCGCGGGAGGUUGCCGGAACAACCCAGACACGUUUCACAUAAACCCCCAACUCCAUUUACUUUUAAGCGAGAUGGAGGAGGUGGUCGUCUCGCUGAACCAACACAGCAUAAUGGAACCCAAAGUCAUAGGAUUUACGUCGUACUCAUUACCAAAAAGCAGCACUGAAACGAUAGGUAAGGCAUUUUUUAAGAAGAACAAAUCGCUGUUCAACUCCCAGUACACAAACAGCCGGCAAGUCAGCCACAGGUGCCAGUUAGAGCAGGGGGGUUAUUUGAUAAUUCCCACCACUUUCGAACCCGGGCAGGAAUCGGGAUUUACCCUGAGGGUAUAUUCCAGCAAGCCUCUGAAGUUGAAAUUGCUGGAUACGGUUCCCUUGUUGGUUAAGUCGGCAAUUGUGAAAGCUCCACCGCUUCUGGACGGUAAAAGUUUUAGUCAGUACGAAGCCGUCUUUCUGCAGUUGGCCGACGAGCACAGGACUGUGAACGCAUUCGAACUACAGGAGUUAUUGGACGCUUGUUUACCUAAUGAUUACAUAAAGAGCUGCGCAUCGAUAGAAGUUUGCCGGCAGAUCGUUUUAACAUUUGAGACUUCUGGCACUGGAAGGUUGAAAUUUAGCGACUUUAAAGACUUGAUGUGUAGCCUCAAAUUUUGGCAGACGGCUUUCAAGAAUCAUACGAAGGAGAAGACGGGAAUUUUGAAGGCCGAAAGGUUGCGAGAUGCCCUGCUGGAGGUCGGAUUUCAACUAAGCAGUGACGUUUUAGCCACCUUGAUUUUAAGAUACAUGAGGAAGGACGGGACCCUCCGAUUUGGCGAUUUCGUUUCGGCCAUAUUACAUUUAACCGUUUCAUUUAAUAUAUUCGAAGCAAAGGACCCUCUCCAAAAUGGAAGUAUAAAAUUAAAUCUAUCAGAGUGGCUCAAAUCGUCGUUGACCUGCUGAAAAGAUUAGCCGUCAAGUUAUCAUCACGUAAUUGUACAUAAUCAUGUUUAUAUUUAAAUUAAUUCUUGUACCUUUAAGUUGUAAAAUAUUAUACUAUAAGUAAAUUAAGUUAUUAAAACCUCUUUUAA
Messenger RNA from Anoplophora glabripennis (Asian longhorned beetle), 2331 nucleotides. RefSeq names its product calpain-C. The record is from RefSeq and is a predicted model, not a curated record. Gene Ontology annotation, biological process: proteolysis. The transcript has 8 exons. NCBI's taxonomy places the organism in Eukaryota, Metazoa, Arthropoda, Insecta, Coleoptera, Cerambycidae. Gene Ontology annotation, cellular component: cytoplasm. Bases 233 to 2203 code for a protein of 656 amino acids. Gene Ontology annotation, molecular function: calcium-dependent cysteine-type endopeptidase activity.